Molecule: messenger RNA, 530 nt
Organism: Schizophyllum commune H4-8
Lineage: Eukaryota; Fungi; Basidiomycota; Agaricomycetes; Agaricales; Schizophyllaceae
Exons: 4
Coding region: 259-492 (77 amino acids)
Source: RefSeq, a predicted model, not a curated record
GCAUAAAGGCGCCGCCCCUUUGUAGAUCUGAGUCCAGUUCUCCCGCGACACCCUCGCCAUCCUCAACCUCACGGACUCUGACGUCUGGGGCCUGCCCGGUUCGGUAGACCGCAAGAAGGCGACUGGCACGCUCUGGACGACGAGCGCGCUCGCGAUCACGGCCGCCGCCGCGUCUGCGUACUACGUCCUCACCAGGUUUACGAGCCUUGGCGCGCAACUGCAGAGGAUUCUCUAGCCCGCCUCUGCCGGAGCUCGCUGAUGUUCUCGUCGCAGGCCGUCAGCUCCGUCUGGCUCGGCUUCGCCAUUCCCACUCCGAAGCUAGCGCCACGUUCGCUAUGGGCGACGUGGGCAUAUUACUCCCUGCCACCCCAGGGCAGGGCGCAGACCUCCCUCGUUGUCAUCGAUGGGACCUGCUGUACUCGCAUUUAUCACAUGUACUGUAUCGUGAUUAUGCAAUUGUUCCUCGUUGUUUUCGCCAUCCCUCCUUGUUAGCGAUGAUCCGCCUGUACAGACAAGACAAGGCAAAGUUA